UGUUGGGCAGAAUGUUUUAGAAAAUUGUUGAUUGCAACUUAUUUUGCAUAUUUUUUAAAUUGAACGAAGAGACACAAUGGCAGACAUAUUAUCCUGACACGUAACAACUGUAAAUAUUUAAGACAUUAGAGUAAAAGAGAAGAGAGUGUGAAAAUGCCACCAAGUUCAGGUGAACUAUGGGGUCACCACUUGAUGCCACAGCAGGUGGCUGUGGACUGUCUACUGCCAAAUGGUCUUCUCAUACCUCUCAGAUGUAACAGGGACUCUACCAUAGAGAAAGUGAAGGCAGAUUUGUGGCUUGAGGCGCGACGCCAGCCGCUAUUUCACAAAUUAGGUGAACAAGUGCAGUAUAUAUUUGUGGGCAUAACUCAGGAUGCUGAGCUGGAGGAAUUUUACGAUGAGACUCGAAGACUUUGUGAUUUGAAGCUGUUCCAGCCAAUACUAAAAGUGAUUGAACCGAAGGGAAACAGGGAAGAGAAAAUGCUGAAUUAUGAAUUAGGUAUGGCCAUCGGUAUACCAAUGAAUGAGUUUAAUGAGAUGAAAGAGCUUGAAGUGAUGACAUUUAGACGCAAUAUUCUCACUGUGUGUCAAAACGCUGUUGAAGAUCGGCGGCGAAACGGGAAACACAGCCUCGCAUUAUACACAUACCCUCCUGAUGUGGAGAACUCUGCGAAACUGCCCUCACACCUGGAGGAGAAAUUACAAACUGACAGUAAGACUUCAGACAAGAACUUCCUGAUGUGUGUAUGGGUUGUCCAGUCAGACAAAUCCAGGAACAAAUUUACACUGAGAAUCCCCCACACUGCAAAGCCUAAUGAUGUCAUAGCAGAAACUAUUCGGUGGCGGAGUAGGAAAAUGGGUCGCUCAAAAGAGGAGACAGACCGUUGUAUAGACGGCUAUUCUCAUACCUACGUCCUGAAAGUCUGUGGUUGUGACCUGUUUCUGUUUGAAGGUUAUCCUAUCAGUCAAUACAAGUAUAUCCGAGAGUGCUUGGAAACUAAGAAGAUUCCCCAACUGAUGUUGCUGACCAAGGAGAAUGUUUACGCUACAAUCAAGGAUACACCGUUCCAUAUGCCAUCUUAUGUUCAGAGAGGUAUCCAGGCCUUGAAUGAUGUUCAGAACAAGACUACCAUAUCAAUGUUCGAGGUACACACCAACUUCAAGAUGAAGGUACACUGUGCUACCUAUGUCAACGUGAAGGAUGUUGGGGGAAAGAUCUAUGUAAAAGUUGGUUUGUACCAUGGCACAGAGCCACUGUGUGAAAGCAAACUGACAAAGGAGUCAGACUUUAACAAUCCCCGAUGGAACGAGUGGCUGGAGUUCCUCUACCUGUCUGACAUCCCGCGGUCUGCAAAGAUCUGCUUCUCCAUAUGUUCCGUGUCCAAGCGGAAAAACAAAAAGAUCCACUAUGCACUGGCGUGGGGCAACCUCCAGCUGUUUGACUUCAACACACACAUGCUCAGUGACAAAGUCAGUCUUCAGUUGUGGCCGAUGCCCCACGGGCUGGACGAACUCCUCAACCCCCUGGGGAUCCCGGGCUCCAAUCCCGAUAAGGACCAACCUACCCUGGAGAUUGAGUUUGAGACCUUCAGUCCGACAUUAUCAUCUCCACCUGACACUCAGCUGGAAGAUCUGGCCAAGUUUGCUACAAACAGAGAUAACAGACAGUCUUCAUUAGCACUGCAGGCAGAUGACUGGAGACAUGAGGAGGAACAGUUACUGGAUAUUAUAGGGAAAGAUCCUCUCUCAGAAAUCCUGGAGCAGGAAAAGGCUCUACUCUGGAAAAGAAGGGAUUACUGUCUACACCAGCCCAACUCGCUACCAAAGCUACUCAGUGCAAUCAAGUGGAACGACAGGGAAAAUGUGGCUCAGUUGUACAUGUUGCUGAAGCAGUGGCCGACUGUGUCCCCGGAGGUUGCCCUCCACCUGUUAGAUUGUUCUUUCACUGACCUACGGGUACGCCAGUUUGCCGUUCACUGUUUGGAGAUCGGCAUCUCGGACGACAAACUUCAAAGAUACCUCCUACAGUUCAUUCAGGCUCUCAAAUUUGAGCCGUACCUGGACAAUCCACUGACGCGGUUCCUGCUGAAGCGAUCACUCAUGAACCAACGAAUAGGACAGCAGUUCUUUUGGCAUCUAAAAUCAGAAUUGCACCACACAGCCAUGCGAACGCGAUAUGGUCUGAUUCUGGAGGCGUUCUGCCGAGGGUGUGGCUCAUUCAUGAAGACCCUGCUCAAACAGGUGGAGGCCCUGGACAAGCUCACAAAACUCACCAAUGUCCUCAAGGCCUCCGGAAGCAAUGACAAGACAGAGUUGAUGAAAGGACUCCAUGAGCAGUUACAGCAGCCUGACUACCAGGAGGCAUUGACCUCGCUUGCCUCGCCUCUCAAUAACAGUCACAGGCUCGGUAAUCUCUGCUAUGAGGUAUGUGAGGUAAAGAUGUCCAAGAAGAAGCCACUAUGGAUGGUAUGGGAAAACAAUGACCCGCUUGCCGACCUCUGGAUCAAACAGUACACCAUCCUCUUCAAGAACGGGGAUGACCUGCGACAGGACAUGCUCACAUUACAGCUUAUUAGUGUAAUGGACUCCAUUUGGAAAACAGCAGGCCUAGAUCUCAGGAUGACGCCAUACCUGUGCCUGGCCAGUGGUCAGGAUGUGGGACUCAUAGAGGGAGUGCGCAACUCAGCUACAAUCAUGAAGAUCCAGGAAAAAGGUGGGGCCAAAGCCACUUUACAGCUUGGCUCCAAGGCCUUGCAUAAUUGGAUCAGGCUUCACAACCUUGAAAGGUACGAUGAAGCCAUUGAUAUGUUCACUCGGUCCUGUGUCGGUUAUUGUAUAGCGACGUUUGUGUUGGGGAUCGGGGACCGACAUUCAGAAAACAUCAUGUGUAUUGAGGAUGGCAGGGUGUUCCACAUAGACUUUGGGCAUUUCCUGAACCAUAAGAAGAAGAAGUUUGGGAUCAAUCGGGAGCGAGUGCCAUUCGUCCUCACAGAAGAUUUCGUGUAUGUGAUCGCACGGGGGCGGGACCAGCCACAGAAAUCAGAAGAAUUCAAAGAAUUCCAGCAGCUCUGUUUGCAAGCCUACAAAGAGCUCCGAAAACAAGCAGACCUCAUAAUAAACCUCUUGACAAUGAUGUUAUCUUGUGGAAUCCCUGAACUACAAUCGCUGGACGAUAUAAGUUAUGUGCGGAAGACACUUGCGGUUGAGUCAACGGAGGAGGAAGCUGAGUUAUAUUUCCGACAGCAGUUUGAGGCUGCAUACAAGGGACAAUGGACUACAAAAGUGGAUUGGAUUUUUCAUCAUCUGAAGAAUUAGGCUCCAUCAAUUGAGUGGAUAUGUGAAAAUUAUACUAGUAAGAUUGAGGACUGUAGACCAGUCCAGAUAAAUGUAACAAGUAAAAAAGUUGGUUAAUUUGACAAAUUCAAUGCAGGAACUUGGACAGUAUUCAUUUCCUGAAACAGUUUAGAUAUUUAUGGAUAUCAAAACAGGCCCGGCAUUCAUGAGAAAUAUUAUGUUGUUUCCUUACUGAGGUUGAUUUCCUAAUAUUUUUAUAGCCAAAGUUAAGUUAAAGUGUUUUCACCAUAAAAAGGGGGAUUUUCAAUAAAUUCAAUGAAAAAGUGUUUCAUGGCUAUGUUUUGAAUCUAUAGAACAAGUUUCGCAUAGUUUAUUUCUUUUUUACGUGAUUGUAUGUUAUGAGCUAAAUUCAAACUAAUGCCUUUAUUAUGUAAUCUAUAUCAAAUGUUUUGUGUAUAACUGUAAUAAUACUUUUUUUGUUAUAAGUGCUAUUGAAUUGACUUUAUGUUAUAUUGCUUCAGAAAUAUUUAGAGUUACUGUAAUAUGUGUGGGAUAAGUUUCUCAAGAUAUUUGUAACAUAUGUUGGAUAUACACUUAUUUAUUGUUCUUAAACAAAGAAAAAAAUAAAUGAAUAAACAUACAUAACAUUA
This is a messenger RNA of Mya arenaria, 3944 nucleotides long. RefSeq names its product phosphatidylinositol 4,5-bisphosphate 3-kinase catalytic subunit alpha isoform-like. Gene Ontology annotation, biological process: phosphatidylinositol 3-kinase/protein kinase B signal transduction; phosphatidylinositol-mediated signaling; cell migration. Gene Ontology annotation, molecular function: 1-phosphatidylinositol-3-kinase activity; 1-phosphatidylinositol-4-phosphate 3-kinase activity. Lineage: Eukaryota; Metazoa; Mollusca; Bivalvia; Myida; Myidae. The record is from RefSeq and is a predicted model, not a curated record. The transcript is spliced from 21 exons. Bases 154 to 3315 code for a protein of 1053 amino acids. Gene Ontology annotation, cellular component: plasma membrane; phosphatidylinositol 3-kinase complex; cytoplasm.